Messenger RNA from Sapajus apella (tufted capuchin), 769 nucleotides. It is a transcript of the gene SMCP, whose product is annotated as sperm mitochondria associated cysteine rich protein. NCBI's taxonomy places the organism in Eukaryota, Metazoa, Chordata, Mammalia, Primates, Cebidae. The transcript is spliced from 2 exons. Bases 149 to 499 code for a protein of 116 amino acids. The record is from RefSeq and is a predicted model, not a curated record.
AGAAGACUUUGGUUUCUGAUAGUCAUGGACUCACUAGGCUGCUGAGGAAGAUCAAUAAUAUCUACUGGAUCCAGUCAUGAAAAGUCAAGGAUGGAAAUGGUGAAUUGAGAAGUUCGUGGCCAGACCAGUACCUCCAAGUCUCCAGAAGAUGUGUGACCAACCAAAACCCAGUCAAUGCUGCCCCCCAAAAGGCAAUCAGUGCUGCCCGCCAACAACCAAUCAGUGCUGCCCCCCAAAAGGCAAUCAGUGCUGCCCACCAACAACCAACCAGUGCUGCCAGCCAAAAGGCAAUCAAAGCUGCCCGCCAAAACACACUCACUGCUGCCAGCCAAAACCCCCAUGCUGCAUCCGGGCCAAGUGCUGUGAUUUGGAGACCACGCCUGAAUGCUCACCUGUUAAUAAGGAGGCUGAGCCCAACUCACCCCAAACUCAGGACAAGGGCUUCCAAACCCAGCAGCAACCCCAUAGUCCACAAUACGAGUCCAGACGAAGGAAAUGAGAGCAGAAGUCACACAAAUAGAUUGUUCCUGAGGUCAUGCCUAUCACUCUGUAGGUGGGGGAUUACUGAGAGUCAGGCUAGACCUAUGUUAAGAGAAGCAGUUUUCACAGUAACUACCAUUUCCACACAAUGAGAGACUCCUAUUUCCCUUCAUAGCUCCCUCCCUAGGGAGGCCUCCAUCUGGAAAUGGGAGGUUGAAGAGGCUGGAAUCAUUUUUCCUAGUGAUCCUGACAUUUAGACAGCACAGAAAUAAAAGAGCAAUAAAAAGAA